Molecule: messenger RNA, 351 nt
Organism: Funneliformis caledonium
Lineage: Eukaryota; Fungi; Glomeromycota; Glomeromycetes; Glomerales; Glomeraceae
Source: the annotation of a GenBank genome assembly
AUGUCGUUAUUAAAAAAUUCAUUUUGCCGUUCACAACGGAAGAAUCAAAUAUUGACCCAUCAAGAACGACAACACACAACCCAAGAAGCAAAAACGAAGAAAUCCUUCCACAUCCCAUUCUUCAACAACACCUCAAAGACUGCUCCAGCAAAGGAUUCCACCCUUCAAGCUUCUUCACAAAAGAAGAGCAGCAUUAACAUGCGACGACAAAAUAUAGUUCAUCGCACAGAUUGCCGACGAAACACAAUUUGGUCAGACACAGUUGAGGGUGAACUUGUCGCCAACUUGUCACCAAGAGAAUUAAAUCGUCAGGAGGUACUUUUUGAAAUUAUUAAAACUGAAUCUGAGUGA